Messenger RNA from Cuscuta campestris, 1835 nucleotides. NCBI's taxonomy places the organism in Eukaryota, Viridiplantae, Streptophyta, Magnoliopsida, Solanales, Convolvulaceae. The record is from the annotation of a GenBank genome assembly.
AAACAAAAUUUAACAUUUGAACACCAAAACUCACCAUAUUUUUAAAUUUUAAAAAUUAAAAAAUUAUUUAAAAUUAAAAUAGCAACACCGGUCAACCACCGGUCAGCAGCGGCGUCCGGCGUUUGCGGCAGGUUUUGCGGCAGCGAGAUGCGGCAAGCGGCAAUCAAAGUGGUCAAUGGAGAGUUUUGCAUCAUCUGACCAUUGCAUGUCAAUCUCAUCAAGCUGCAGAGAACUCAGCCCUAUUUGCGGCUUUGAUUUCCAAAGAUGAUGUUAAGAUCAUACACAAACCUUUUAGAUUUGGCCACAGGGAAUUUCCCAACAAUGAAGAGGGAAGGGAGACGAAUGCCGAGGGCAAUGUCUGUACCUGGGAACAUAUGCGAUCUUGACGAUCAACAGUCCCAUCACAGCGCUGCAUUCUCUGACAAUCCGUCCUCGCUUUCCAGUGAUAGGAUGAUCAUUGUCGCGAAUCAGCUGCCACUUAAAGCUACAAGAAACGCAGACGAUAAAGAAUGGAUUUUUACCUGGAAUGAAGAUUCUUUGCUGUUGAGACUCAAAGAUGGGUUGCCAGAAGACAUGGUGAUCAUAUACGUGGGGUGUUUAUGCGUCGAUGUUGAUGCAGUCGAGCAGGACGAUGUUUCUCACCACCUCCUGGAGAAGUUCAGAUGCAUCCCCACUUUCCUUCAGCCAACUGUUCUUGAAAAGUACUAUGAGGGCUUCUGCAAGAAACACCUAUGGCCUCUUUUCCACUACAUGUUGCCCUUCUCCCCGGAUCAUGGGCCCCGCUCUGACCGUUCUCUGUGGCAGGCAUAUGUUUCGGUCAACAAGACUUUUUCCCAGAAAGUGGUGGAGGUUCUUAAUCCGGAUGAAGAUUUUGUUUGGAUCCACGAUUAUCACUUGAUGGUGUUGCCCACAUUCUUGAGGAGGCGGUUCAACCGGUUAAGAAUUGGUUUCUUCUUCCACAGCACUUUCCCUUCUUCUGAGAUCUACAGGUCUCUACCUGUUAGGGAAGAGAUUCUGAAGGCUCUGUUAUGUUCGGAUCUCAUCGGUUUCCACAAUUUUGAUUAUGCUCGCCAUUUCCUCUCUUGCUGCAGCAGGAUGCUGGGGGUGGAGUAUCACUCAAAAAGGGGUUAUAUUGGGAUGGAGUACUACGGUAGGAUUGUUGGUGUAAAGAUUAUGCCCAUUGGAGUCCACAUGGGACAAAUCGAGUCGCUGAUGAGGCUUGCAGAGAAAGAAACGAAACUCGGAGAGCUUAGGAAACGAUUUGAAGGGAAGACUGUGUUGCUUGGGGUUGAUGACAUGGACAUCUUUAAAGGCAUCAACUUGAAGCUUCUAGCUAUGGAACACUUGCUCAAACAACACCAAGAAUGGCAAGGGAAGGCUGUUUUGGUCCAGAUUGCCACCCCUCCGAAAGGGAAAGGGAUCGCUUUGGAGGAGAUCAAAUCUGAAAUCCAAGAAAGCUGUAAGAGAAUCAAUGGAGAAUUUGGAGAAGAUGGGUAUGAUCCUGUUGUUCUCGUCGACUCACCCAUAUCAAGCAGUGAAAAAAUGGCUUAUUAUAACAUUGCAGAAUGUCUUGUCACCACACCUGUAAGGGAUGGGAUGAACCUGAGGCCAUAUGAGUAUGUUAUUUGUAGGCAAGGAAUACCUGGUGGUGCAGAAACAGACUCGGGAUCGGGCUUUGGUGAGCCCAAGAAGAGUGUUUUGGUCUUAUCCGAAUUCAUCGGAGAAACAGCUCAGGCACGAGAAGCAUUAUCGCUAUGUCAGCACCCAUGACGUGGCGUAUUGGUCUAGAAGCUUCUUGCAAGAUUUGGAGAAGAAAUGCGCGGAUCACUUCAGGA